This is a messenger RNA of Lytechinus variegatus (green sea urchin), 1102 nucleotides long. RefSeq names its product acyl-coenzyme A thioesterase 8-like (gene acot8). Lineage: Eukaryota; Metazoa; Echinodermata; Echinoidea; Temnopleuroida; Toxopneustidae. The transcript has 6 exons. Gene Ontology annotation, cellular component: peroxisomal matrix. Gene Ontology annotation, biological process: fatty acid catabolic process; acyl-CoA metabolic process. The coding region runs from base 8 to 1057 and encodes 349 amino acids. The record is from RefSeq and is a predicted model, not a curated record. Gene Ontology annotation, molecular function: fatty acyl-CoA hydrolase activity.
AAUCAAAAUGUUCAGAAACGUGAGACGGUUACUAUCUCAUUUCUCAAGCUUUUCACAUUGCGAUAAGAUCGUGAACAAGCCAAAUUUACUGCCAGUCACUAUCUCCAGUAGAAUGGCUGCUUCAGCAACGACAACAGAUGAUCAGUCUGAGAAUGAUUUAAGGAGUGUUCUCGUCAGCACCGUUCUCGAUUUGGAGACUUUGGACCCAUAUCUGUUCAGAGCCAAAAACAUGUGGCAUGCAUAUGGACCAGGGAAGAGACUAUUUGGUGGUCAGAUCAUUGGUCAAGCGAUGGUAGCUGCUGGGAGGACAGUGAACCCUGAACUAUCUAUUCAUUCACUUCAUUCUUAUUUCAUCAAAGCAGGAGACUCAACCUUACCCGUUCUUUAUCGGGUGGAGAACCAGCGUGAUGGACACAGCUUCUGCACACGCUCAGUUGAAGCCAUUCAGAACGGCCGAAUCAUUCUCACAAUGAUGGCAUCUUAUCACAGGUUUGAGGAUUCUCCGUUUCAUCAUCAGUACACCAUGCCUGAUGUACCCGAUCCUGAUACCAUGACAACAGAUAUUGAGGAACUCAAGCAGUUUGUACAGAAUCCAGAUAUUCCUGAGAGGCUGCGUAAAUGGGCUCAGAAACAGCUUGCUCAAGAAAUCACAUUCGAAACCAAGCGAGUAGACAGAGAAAACUUCUUUAGCAUGUCCUUUGAUCAACCUACUGAACCCAAACUCUUGAUUUGGGUUAAAGUUAAAGGAAACAUAGGAGAAAAUACAGGUGAAGGUGGUAUGGAUCUUCAGCAUUGUUGCUUAGCCUACAUCUCAGACCUGUUUCUUGCCGGUAUGACGUAUCUUCCCAACCGAGAUAAACCCCUUGGUAUGAUGUGUUCAUUGGAUCAUUCUAUAUGGUUUCAUGCUCCUUGCCGGAUCGACGAAUGGAUGCUAUAUGAAUGUGAAAGCCCUCAAUCGGGUCAUGGUCGUGGGAUGACUUUAGGUCGAUUCUGGAGGCGUGACGGUGUCCUUGCAGUGACGGUGGCCCAAGAAGCUCUUCUGAGACCAAAGCUAUGAUGAAUAUGAUCAUUCUUGCCUCCAAACUUCUCAAAGGGGAAAACU